This is a messenger RNA of Oldenlandia corymbosa var. corymbosa, 3379 nucleotides long. Lineage: Eukaryota; Viridiplantae; Streptophyta; Magnoliopsida; Gentianales; Rubiaceae. The record is from the annotation of a GenBank genome assembly.
AAAUUAAAAUUGCGGCAAAUUCGCCCAGUGAAUGACUCAGCAGCGAUCACUCUCGGAGAAGUACAAUCCAAUAAAGUUUCCGCAGAAAAGCACUCAGUGCCGUUGUGAGAGUGCGAUCACACUCCUACUCGGACUGUAACUUCCCAAUUAUAUACCUAACCAAACCGAUGGCCGCCGUGAAGCGCGACGGUGAUGAUGGCGGCCCCGACGACGACGGGGAGCUCCGGCUGAUAGCCAUGCGCAAAGACGACUCAUCCUGGCAAUUCUGCAGAAUCUCUCUCUGGUAGUUUCAUUUGUUUUCUCUAUUCAUUUCAAUUUCCCACGCUCUGGUGGACAUCUCAAAAUCAAUUAUGCAUUUCUGUUCUGCUGAAACUUAUAUAGCUUUUCCGGCGAUUAGUACGACUAGUCAUGGCACUUAUGGCUUGGGCGGAGAAUUUUAAGUGCUUUUUAGUAAGACUAAACUACCUACAUUGUGGUUUAACGGAUUGAUUCAACAGCUUUGACUCUGCAUUGGAUAAAUUCUCGCUGAAAUUGUUACUUUUUGGUUUGGCAAUUUGAUUUUUGGACUAUUAAAUGCUGUCCCCAGAUAUUUUGAAGGACCUUAUUUAAUUAGAGUUGAGGUUUAGAUGAUAGCUUCAGUAAAUGCAGUUAUUUAUUAGUGUUGUUGUCGAUGAAAAUCAUAUAUGAUCUUAAUGUUCAUGGCAUUAUUAGAAAGGGGGUGUGGAACGUAAGAUGCUUACUACGGUUACAAAGGCCCCUGGUUGAUAGGACUACUUUACACCCCUGCUGCUAUUUAUCAAAGUUAUAUGAUCUUUGCAUCCCUUCAUGAGGACAGCUCUAUUUGCUUGAUAACAAUUAGUUAUAUGCCUUAUCAUUUACUUACAGUUCCGAUCGAGUUGGUCUUAACGUAGAGUAUAUGAAAGAUGGCUCCGGUGAUGUAAUUAUGACUAAAGAAGAAGCACUGGCAAGGCUUCGCCUUUGUUCCCCUCCUUUGCAACUUGAGCAAUGCACUCUCAUUGGACAAGGAGAACGUGUUCUUGCCAAUCCAAAGUCACAAGCUAAGGAUGUAUUUUUUGAGGCGGACGUAGAGAAGCGGAUGAAUGUAAGACAUACACGGAAGCAGUGCAGAUGUACUUUUGUAGUGAGGUGGGAUCAUCAAAUGCGUGAUGGAGAAACCGCAGUGCUUCCCCUCCCUGCAAUCGUAAAGAUGUUGACUACAUGCAUUGACGUCCAUCCUACAAUUGCAGCUUUCUUUAAUAUUCUAGCAAAUCCGGGAUGUAACUUGUCACCGGUAUCAACUCUGCAUGAAGGAACAAAGGACGGUGAAAUGGAUGUUUUCAAACUGGAAUCUGAUGCUUCAAAUUGUGAAAUGGAUGCGCUUGAGCUCGAAAAGCAAAUAGAAUGCAUAAGUAAAUCCGCUGCUGCUUCUGAAAUGGAAAGUUCAGAAAAGUUAGUUUUUGGAGUUCAAGCUGAUAAGAAAUCUCAAGCUCAGGACAAUUCACCUACUACUCAUUCAAGCAUCUUCAGAUCUCAUUUCUUUAGUCGGAUGGAGGAGAAGAUACAGCAAAACGCACCAACUCCUCCUCUGAAGGAUCCAAUCAUCAAAGAGGACUCUGUAAAAAGGAGGACCUCAUACAAUCCACAAGCUUCAAUAGCAUAUUUUGCUUCUGAGAAGUUGAAAAUUUCUGGAAGUCCUGAAGGUUCAUCCACACUCAAGGGUGCAGAAGCCUUUAAAUCUAAACCAGGUGUCUAUGUGAAUUCAAAAGGUGGUACACCUUACAAUGUUUCUUUGUUUGGUAAUUCCUCCAAUGCGGAGGACCACCACAUAAGAAAAAAAGCCGCAUUGGAUAAAUCUGUUCUGAAGAAUAAAAGCAUUGUAAAGAAACUCUUCUCAAUUGAUGAAGCCAGUAAAGAUCAUAGGAUAUUGGAUGAAUUAAGCGUUGCAUCAGAUCGGGAGCAGAGCAAGAAAAUGCAUUCCCAGCCAGAAAUGGUGAAUGAUAUUUCUCAUGCAACAAAUGAGAAGAUGAAGAAGCCAAGUAGAUCAGCGAGAAAGAUAAGCCCCAAAAUCUCUGGUGAUAAUGGUGAGAUUACCUGCAUAACAAAAGCCAAAUUAGUGCCUUCUUCCGUAAACACAAGAAGGCUGACUCGUUCAGCAGUUCGUAAAAUGGAGGAAAACAAUAUAAACAAAGAAAAGCCCUCAUCAAAUCGGGAUACAGAUUUGUUACAAGAUGAAGGAACAGUGGUUUGUACCAGUAAGGAAGAAACAGCUUCAACUCUUACUACGAAAAGGAAAAGACAAGAGGAAAAUGGGGUCACAAAUCAUGAAAAAGAGCGUGAGACCACAACCCAUUUUGUGGAGAUAAAGGAACCAAAUAACUUGAGAAGAUUGACACGGUCUGCAGCGCAUAGGCAGACCGAAAACAGUGAUAUGGAGCCUCGGAAAAAAUUGGAGGCAACCGAAUCAUCUAGUGCCGUAGAAGGAAACAUCCGUUUAGAGAGCAGGGCAUCAGAAAGGGAAGCCCCGAUCAGUUUAUGUUCCCCAACUGCAGGAAGAUGCAACAAAGUGCAGAGGUUGGCCUCUGUGAAAGUUGUGCUUAGUAUAGAAGGUGGUGAUGAUCCCACAGAUUACACAUGUAGCAAUAGAGUUACGAGGAAAUCAGUUACUGCCAAGAAGCAACAGCAACGUGAAUCGGCCCUUCUCCUCAGAUCUCGUCCUAGGACACGAUCCCAGGAUAAAUCCUGAAAAUCAUGGAACUAAAAGGAGCCAUCAUUCCUGAAAUUCCCUUUGGCACUGCCUGCACUUUUCAGUCCUCUUCCGUAUUGUAAGGUAUGCAUCAUGCAUGGCGAAUAUAGGAGUUCAAAAUUUCUGCUACUGUUUUGUUAAUAAACGCGGCAUUGGACUCUAUUUAGCCAUCAAACAAUAACCAUUAAGGUAAAUGUAGCUCAUGUGUACCUAAGUCACCGCCCCAUGCUAACAUAGUUGAACAACAAAUUUAGCUUGUCAGUCAAUACUCAGACAACCUCGCUCUCUGGUAAGGACAAUGUAGUAAUUGGGGGGUAAUGAUAUUGGUUAUCGGAGGUCUUUUGAGAACUAGAAGAACAAAAAUCUCGUUAGCGAGGUUCAGAGGGUUAUACGUUGAGUUAACACAUCAAAGCAAGUCAGAUUACGGAAUCCAAUGACCCUUUCGAUCAGUUUCUUUUUUGCCACCAUUAUGCAGUCAGGUAACUUUAGGCCACAAUCUAUGUAGGAUCCUCAACUUUGGAGACACGUAGGGAGUUUACGCUAGUUAGCAACGCUGUAGUACAAGAUAUUUUCGACCAUCUUUCAACAUCAAACUUCUGUCUGUGCUCUUUAUUCUUAUUUACUAUUAUUCGGCGA